GACCCGCCCCCCUGAGCCGCGGGGGCCUCUGGGAAGUGUUGCCGGCGUCUAACGGACCGAGGCUCGUGCUGCCCUCAGCCACAGUCGGCGCUGACCUUAGAGGCGCAUCUGACUCGGUCGGCACCGGCGGGGCCGCUUGGGCGGCGUUGAGGUGUGGAAUUGGGCCUGUGUCCGGGGGCUUGGUGGUGAGUCUUCGGGAGGCCGCGAGCUCUGAGUCUGCGACCCUUUGUGCUGACUGGGAGUAGGGGCCUGCGGACCCCGUGCUUGUGUUGUUGGAGGAGGAUGCCGGCAGGGCUGUUGCGGAUUCUUAAAGUGUUCAUUUAUUCAUCAGCACACCAUUUAUUGAAUGCUGUCUGUGUGACAGGAAAAAUUCUAGAUGCUUCAGAUACAGCAUUGAACAAGAGAGAAACUCUUCUGUCAUGGUACUUACAUUGUCGUGGGCCAGAUAAUAAAUGAGCUCUGCCUUUUCAAGCCCUGUCUGUUACCAGAAAGAAGAGGAAAUGACUGAAUCCCAGGGAACAGUGACAUUCAAAGAUGUGGCUAUUGACUUCACCCAGGAAGAGUGGCAGCAGUUGGAUCCUGCUCAAAGGAACCUGUACCGGAAUGUGAUGCUAGAAAACUAUAACAACUUAAUCACAGUGGGCUGUCCAUUCACCAAACCUGAUGUGAUUUUCAAGCUGGAGCAAGAAGAAGAACCUUGGGUGGUGGAGGAAGAAGUGUUAAGGAGACACUGUCCAGGAGAAAUGUGGGGAACUGAUGAGCAUCAGAAAAUCCAGGACAGACUUUUGACACAAUUUGAAGAUAAAUUCACAAAAACACUGACUGAAGAAAAAGUCAAUGAAUGUCAUAAGAAAUUUGCAAAUGCAUUUCCUCUUAACUUGGACUUUUUUCCUUCCGGUCACAAUCUCUAUGAAUAUGACUUGUUUGAAAAGUGUUUAGAACAUAAUAAUUUUGACUGUCAUAAUAAUAAUAGAAUCCUUAUAAGAAAGGCACAUUCUGAUUAUAAUGAACCUAUGAAAUCAUUUUGCAUUAAUCCGUCGUACCUUGUGGUAACCCCCUUUAAGUGUAAUCAUUGUGGGAAAGGAUUUAGUCAAACCUUGGACCUCAUCAGACACCUGAGAAUUCAUACUGGAGAGAAACCUUAUGAAUGUAAAAAAUGUAGGAAAGCUUUCAGCCACAAGGAAAAACUCAUUAAACAUCAUAAAAUCCAUAGUAGGGAACAGUCUUAUGAAUGUAAUGAAUGUGGGAAAGCUUUCAUUAAAAUGUCAAAUCUCAUUAGACAUCAAAGAAUUCAUACUGGGGAGAAACCCUAUGCAUGUAAGGAAUGUGGGAAAUCCUUCAGCCAGAAAUCAAAUCUCAUUGAUCAUGAAAAAAUUCAUACUGGAGAGAAACCGUUUGAAUGUAAUGAGUGUGGGAAAGCAUUCAGCCAGAAGCAAAGCCUCACUGCACAUCAGAAAGUUCAUACUGGGGAGAAACCUUAUGCAUGUAAUGAAUGUGGUAAAGCCUUCCCUCGAAUUGCAUCCCUUGCUCUUCAUAUGAGAAGUCAUACAGGAGAAAAACCUUAUAAAUGUGAUAAAUGUGGAAAAGCGUUCUCUCAGUUUUCCAUGCUUAUUAUACAUGUAAGAAUUCAUACAGGCGAGAAACCCUAUGAAUGUAAUGAAUGUGGAAAAUCCUUCUCUCAAAGUUCAGCCCUUACUGUACAUAUGAGAAGUCAUACUGGUGAAAAACCUUAUGAAUGUAAGGAAUGUAGAAAAGCCUUCAGCCACAAGAAAAACUUCAUCACACACCAGAAGAUUCAUACUAGAGAGAAACCUUAUGAAUGUAAUGAAUGUGGGAAAGCUUUCAUUCAGAUGUCAAAUCUUGUUAGACACCAGAGAAUUCACACUGGAGAAAAACCCUACAUAUGUAAGGAAUGUGGCAAAGCCUUUAGCCAGAAAUCAAAUCUCAUUGCCCAUGAAAAAAUUCAUUCUGGAGAGAAGCCCUAUGAAUGUAAUGAAUGUGGUAAAGCCUUCAGCCAGAAGCAAAACUUUAUUACACAUCAGAAAGUUCACACUGGAGAGAAGCCUUAUGAUUGUAAUGAAUGUGGUAAAGCCUUUUCUCAGAUUGCAUCCCUUACUCUUCAUCUGAGAAGUCACACAGGAGAAAAGCCUUAUGAAUGUGAUAAAUGUGGGAAAGCCUUCUCUCAGUGCUCACUGCUCAAUUUACAUAUGAGAAGUCAUACUGGUGAGAAGCCCUACGUAUGUAAUGAAUGUGGAAAAGCUUUCUCUCAGAGAACUUCUCUUAUUGUGCAUAUGAGAGGUCAUACAGGUGAGAAACCCUAUGAAUGUAAUAAAUGUGGAAAAGCCUUCUCCCAGAGCUCAUCCCUUACUAUACAUAUACGAGGUCAUACAGGUGAGAAACCCUUUGACUGUAGUAAAUGUGGAAAAGCCUUCUCUCAAAUCUCAUCUCUUACACUUCAUAUGAGAAAACAUACAGGUGAGAAGCCUUAUCAUUGUAAUGAGUGUGGUAAGGCUUUUAGCCAAAAGUCACACCUUGUUAGACACCAGAGAAUUCAUACUCAGUAGAAAUAGAAACACUGAAUAUUGUAAAGAUGGAAAGGCCUUCAGAAUUAGCACCUCCUUUCAUAUUACAUAAUUGGUUCUAGAGCAGAAAACUAUGAAUGUGGAAAGCCUUUUGAAGAAGUCACAAAAUUGUGAAACAUGGGAAUUCUUACACAACAUGACAAGUUGUGUAACGAAUAAACUGAAUAUCAAAAACCUUCAUAGACCUCUACUGAUAUUUAUUCAGCAUCCUUAUUAAAAUAUGAAACAAGAUAUCUGCUACCAGCAUAUCAGCAUUAUAGCUGAGCUCCUAUGCUAGCCAAUGUAUUAAGCAAGAUGGGGGGGGGGAAGAAACCAUAAAAAGAUCGUCUUACACAAGAAAUAGUUCAUUUAAAAAUGUGUUGAUAUAAAAUGUCUAAGGAAAAACACAGCAGUAACUACAAGACACACACAUAUAUAAAUAAGUUACAAAUCAUUUUGAAGGGCACAAAAUAGGAACUGAAAUUUUGAGAAAAAUAACUGUCUGAAAACACAUUUUCAAAAAUAUAAAUUCAUAAAUCUCCAAGGUACUUCCAUUCAGAGUUUUCACUAAAUUUUAAGAAUUUCACAAACUGACUUAAUAUUAUAUAUGAGAAUAUAAAGGACCACAAAUAGCUGAAACAAGUGAAAAACAGAAGAAACAGUCUACUAGAUAGGACCACAUAUUUAAAACUGGUGUCUAAACAAUGUGUCCUUGAUAAGUAAAUAAAUCAGUGGAAACAAAACAAGGAUUGAAGAAAGGAGAUAUGGAAAUUUUGUGUAUGGUAUUGCUAUUGAAGUCAUUGGAGAAAGAAUGGCUGAUUCAAUAAAUGGAAGAGUCAUAUGAACAAAAAAAUGGUAUCUCUCUACUUUAUACCAUAUACAAAAAUAAAAUCCAGAUGGACUGAAGACCAGAAUAUAAAAAGCAAAAUUCUAAAACUAUGAUGAAAAUGAAAUAGAUUUAUUACUUUAGAAUAACUGGAUCACUCUAAGAACACAUAAAUAUGAAAUAGUUGUUUCUAUUUUGGUGUAUUGCCUUCAGAGGCACACAGAUACAGGCACGAAGAUACACAUCUCUGUGUUCGUGUUUUGUAUUACACUAAAUUGGACAUAACAAAUUCUCAUUAGUAGAAGGACAGAUUAAUACCAUGUAAUUAUUGCUAUGAUAGAAUAUGUAUUUAGAGAAAAGGUACAAAUUUGACAUAUAGUUACGUAGAUCACACACAAAUAUUGAGAGAGAAAAAUGUGCAAUGAAAAGAUGUAACAUUUGUAUAAGUUUAAUAAAAUAAUGCAAAAAACAGUACUGUGUAUUGGUCGUAGAUCCAUUUAUGACAUUGGUUGCCUUUCAGGAAGUGGGAGGCAUUUAAAUGGAAUUGUUAUAUUUAUCUGUAACAUUUCUUUAAUAAAAGAAUGAAAGCCAAUAUAAUGGUAACAAAUCUGGUUGUUAAGAUUAUGUUGCUAUCUUUUGUAUUCUUUCUUGCCUUUUUUUCCUGUUUCUCUAAAAUAAGAUUUAAAUGGGUGAAGGACAAGACCUACAGAAACAACUUAAAAAUGGAUUAUGAUCAAAUACUAACAUUUAUAGAAAAUUAUCUUUACUAACACACAAACCAAAUUAAGAUGAUACUUUGCUUACCCUCUUUUCACAAUGUUAAUUCAGAUAAUAAAAACCAGCAGUACAUACAUAGCAUUUACUUGAUGCAAAUUUAUAAUUUUUUAUUUUUAUUUCAAACACAAAUUCUCUAGUUGAAAGCAGUGAAGAAACAAAAGAAAUCGUCAUUUGUGGAGGUAAUUGGCUCUCCAUCUGGAAAAAAAAUCACCUACAUUUGGCUUGGUUUCAGAUUGAAGAGAGACCAUUCAUACAUACUAUAAAACAUGAUGUUCUGACAAUGUCAAGCCAAAAUAUGUGUGCAUCAGAGAAGGAACUUUAACAUAUCUCAACAAAGCUUUAUUUGGUUUCUGAAUUCUUAAAUGAGGGCGCAGAUGCUGGUGUUUUUAGAUGUGUGAGAUAUGUGCCCAGUGGCUAUGAAAGCUCACUUCCCUGUACCACACCUAAAACGUUUUGUAUUUAGACCUCCCAAAUAUUUAUGGAACUUGCAUUUCCUUUUCUGUGAAUACCUCUUUCAUAUAUUUUGUCUGUUUUCUACUGGGACUUUCAAAAGAUGUUUUUAUUGGGGCACCUGGGUGGUGCAGU
Messenger RNA from Ailuropoda melanoleuca (giant panda), 4749 nucleotides. It is a transcript of the gene ZNF569, whose product is annotated as zinc finger protein 569. The transcript has 6 exons. The record is from RefSeq and is a predicted model, not a curated record. Gene Ontology annotation, cellular component: nucleus. The coding region runs from base 453 to 2564 and encodes 703 amino acids. NCBI's taxonomy places the organism in Eukaryota, Metazoa, Chordata, Mammalia, Carnivora, Ursidae. Gene Ontology annotation, biological process: regulation of DNA-templated transcription.